AUGGCUUCUCUUGGUGGUAACAUCUUACCCCCGGAGCUGGAUAACAAGAUAGUUUAUGCUGGCAUCGCCGGCGUCUUUUGCUUUGCCCUAGGCCUCUCCAGGGUCUUUGCAAGCACGCACUCAGAGAGCACCGCGGCCAACGAGACCCCCGGCCUCGUCAGGUCCCUGUUUCUCUUUGCGUAUGGCUGUUUCCUCAAGCCUCACGAGGGUGAUGGCAAGGGCACUCAGCAGGAUGCUCUGGAGUCCUUCUACAAGGCUCAAGCCGGCAUCUAUGACACCACCAGGUCGGCCCUCCUCAAGGGCCGCGAGGAUAUGCUGGCGCUCGUGGCUGCGCAGCUCCAAGCCAAGGCCGACAAGAAUGCGCUGACCAAGCCGAAGAGAGUCUGGGUUGAUGUGGGUGGUGGCACUGGCUGGAACAUCGAGGCGAUGGCCUCAUUCGUAGACGUGCCCCACUUCUUCUCUGCAGUCUAUCUGGUUGACUACUCUCCUUCGCUGUGCGAGGUCGCCCGCAAGCGCUUUGCGAGACUUGGCUGGGAUAAUGUCAAGGUUGUCUGCGAAGAUGCGCGAAAAUUCAAUCUCGACGACUACGAGGGCGACGUGCAGGGAGCUCGAGCUCCGCUCCAGACUCCCAGCAGCUACUUCUCCCAGAAACGUCCCGAGCACGGCGGCGCUGACCUGGUCACAAUGUCGUACAGCUUGUCCAUGAUUCCCGAUUACUACUCCGUCAUAGACUCUCUGACAUCGCUCCUGUCGCCGGACGGCUUGCUUGGAGUGGUUGACUUCUACGUCCAGUCACAGGUGGAUGUCAAUUUCCGGAAUUACACUGGUGGCCUCGUCGACCGCCACGUCAACUUCUUUGGACGCACGUUCUGGCGUGCCUGGUUCGAUAUCGACAGGGUCGGUCUGGAACCGAGUCGUCGUGACUACCUCGAGUACCGAUUUGGAACGGUGCUGAAUGCCAACGCUCGCAACAACACGCUUGGUGCCAUCCCCUACUACGUGUGGCUGGGCUGCCACAAGAAGCCAUUUGCCUCCUCGAGUCUGCCGAGUGAGAUUGUCGAGUACGUCGACGCCCUCGUGACUGAAUCACCUUAUCUCUUACCAGCCAAUGCCCCCAAUGCCCUCACUCGAGCGGUCCAAAGGGCCGCCCCUGAAAUCCGCUCCAAGGCAUUCGAUGCUGCAGUCGCCAAUUUGUCCUCAAAUCUGCCCCUGCCUGCUUUCUUUUACCAGCAUCAUCACUGGCGCAUCUACUACGACGAGAGGCUGAGGAAGCAUACCCAAUUCAACGAUGAGUAUAUCUAUGCCUUCACAUGGGAAGACUCUCGUGUCGACGCUCGCAUCCUCAACCUUGGUUCUGAAGAUGUCGUCCUGGCAAUCUGCAGCGCAGGUGACAACAUUCUGUCGUAUGUGAUGCAGGGUCCUGCCCGCGUUCACGCAGUCGACUUGAACCCGACCCAGUGCCAUCUCCUCGAGCUCAAGGUCGCCUCGUAUAGUGCCCUUCCGUACGAAGACUUCUGGAAGCUCUUUGGCGAGGGCAAACACCCAAACUUCCGUCAGCUCUUAAUUUCUAAGCUUUCUCCGCAUCUGUCUAGCCGCGCGUUCCAGUACUGGCUGAGCAACACGCACAUCUUCACCAACAAGCGCGGCCGCGGGCUGUACGACACAGGUGGCUCGAAGCAUGCAAUCCGCAUGAUGCGUUGGAUCGCUCGCAUCUUUGGCCUCCAGCGCUCCGUCGACUCUAUCCUGACAGCAAAGACUCUCAACGAGCAGCGGGAAAUUUGGCGCAGCAAAAUUCGACCCGUCAUGCUUUCUACGCUCGUCAAUCGACUUGUAGUCAGCCAGGAAGCCUUCUUGUGGACUGCCCUAGGUGUGCCCAAGAACCAACUCGCCAUGAUCGAAGCGGACCACGCCAGUCUGUGCCACGAGGACAAGGGGGCGCAGAACACCCGCUCCCAGGCUGUCUGGAAUUACAUGGUAAACACACUCGACCCGAUGGUCGAGAACACUCACAUUGCAGCUGAUAACCCCUACUACCACGUCUGUUUGGCUGGCCAAUUCAGCCGUAGGUGCCAUCCAGAGUACCUCGCACCACAAGCCCACGCUCGUUUGUCCCGGCCUGGCGCGUUUGAUGGCCUUCGCAUCCACACAGAUGAGAUCGAUGAGGUUAUCGCGCGUAUCACGCCCGGCACGCUGACCGUUGCAGUCGUGAUGGACUCGAUGGAUUGGUUUGACCCAGACUCAAAUGCCGCGACGAGCCAGAUUCGCAAGCUCAACCGUGCCCUGAAGAUGGGCGGCCGUGUCAUGCUGAGGAGCUCUGGCCUGACACCGUGGUAUCUCAAGGAGUUUGAGCUCCAGGGAUUCACCGCAAAAUGUCACGGCAAGAGGGCACCGGGCGUGUGUAUUGAUCGUGUGAACAUGUAUGCCAGUUGCUGGAUUUUGACCAAGAAUUCCAACCUCCCACCACCAACACCGGACUUGGAUGGUGGUGCGGCCGGUGCUGAAAUGGAGAGCUUGACCAUCUGA
This is a messenger RNA of Diaporthe amygdali, 2523 nucleotides long. RefSeq lists its product as uncharacterized. The transcript is spliced from 3 exons. NCBI's taxonomy places the organism in Eukaryota, Fungi, Ascomycota, Sordariomycetes, Diaporthales, Diaporthaceae. The coding region runs from base 1 to 2523 and encodes 840 amino acids. The record is from RefSeq and is a predicted model, not a curated record.